Messenger RNA from Heteronotia binoei (common prickly gecko), 1997 nucleotides. Its product is annotated as zinc finger protein RFP-like. The coding region runs from base 29 to 1573 and encodes 514 amino acids. NCBI's taxonomy places the organism in Eukaryota, Metazoa, Chordata, Lepidosauria, Squamata, Gekkonidae. Gene Ontology annotation, molecular function: protein binding; zinc ion binding. The transcript is spliced from 9 exons. The record is from RefSeq and is a predicted model, not a curated record.
ACUGAGAAACGAAACUAAGGCUUGCUGAAUGCUUCAGGGAGAGGCAGCCAUGGCAGCGAGGGGCUCUCUGACGGACCUUUGCAAUGAAAUGAGCUGCCCCAUCUGCCUGGAGUACUUCAGGGAGCCCGUGAUUCUAGACUGCGGGCACAAUUUCUGCCAAGCCUGCCUCACCCAGUGCUGGGGGGAGUCGGGCACAGGGGCUUCCUGCUGCCCGGAGUGUCGAGAAACGUUUCAGCAAAGGCAUUUCAAACCCAAUAGGCAUCUGGCAAACGUGGUAGAAAUAGCCCGGAAACUUCAGGAGGGGAAGUUAGCAGAAGGGACGAGGGGAGUGUGCGAGAAGCACCAGGAGCCCCUGAAACUAUUUUGCAACGACGAUCAGGCCCCCAUCUGUGUGGUGUGCGACAGAUCCAAAGAGCACAAGGCUCAUUCUGUGGUUCCUGCCGAAGAAGCUGCCCAAGAAUAUAAGGAAAAAAUUAAAAUCCUGCUGAUGUCUCUGGAAAAAAAGAGAGAACAGUUUGUGAACUGGAAAGAGAUUCAAGAGUUGAGAAGCCAGGAAUUUAUGUUAGAAGAAGACAAGCAGAAAGUCAGGUCUGCCAUUGGAAGGAUGCAUAAGAUUCUUGAGGAAAAAGAGCAUGAAUGGCUGUCCCAACUGGAAGAGAUGGAGAAACAGAUGGAGAAGAAGAAGGAAGAAAAUGUUGGGCGGCUCUCUGAGGAAAUUUCCCAUCUCAGUCGCUUGAUCACAGAAAUGGAGGGGAAGUGCCAACAGCCAUCACAUGAGUUCCUGCAGGACCUGAAAAGUACCUUGAAUAGGUAUAAGAAAGAACAAGUGGAGCAUGCAGUGGGCCUUUCUACCUGGUUGCAGUGGAGACUCACAGCUUGCUCACAGAAGUGUUCUGCUUUAGGAAAGGCUGUAGAGAAAUGUGCAGAAUCUUUGGAAGAAGUCCUGAAGGAAGAAUGUCUGGAGGCUCUGGAUCAAGCAUUAAACAAAGGGUCACUGAAACGAAUGCGACACAGAGUGAAUGUGAUUCUUGAUCCGGACACUGCCCAUCCCUGCCUUAUUGUGUCUCCAGAUCUGAAGAGUGUGAGAUGGGGAAGCAAAAAGCAUGACAUUCUUGACAGCCCUGAGCAAUUUGAGAAUAUGUUCUGUGUACUGGGCCAUGGAAAGUUCUCUUCAGGAAAACACUGGUGGGAAGUGGAGGUGGAAGUAGAGGAAAUGGAGGAGGCGAAGAUGAGGGCACUGUGGGCUGUGGGGGUAGCACCAGAUUCUGUGAUGAGAAAGGGAGGGAGGACAGUCCCUACUCCUGAAGAAGGGUUCUUGGUUGUGGGGAAGCUGUUUACUGGUUCAUUAUCAUCCGGUCAGCUCCAGGCUUUCACUUCACCUAACUGGACCACUUUGACCUUGAAUCAUGAGCCUAGGAAGAUCCGGGUGUCCUUGGACCAUGAAGAGAGCUGUGUAGAAUUUUUUGAUGCGGAUACAGAUGAUCUGAUUUUCACUUUCCCUUCAGCCUCAUUCUCUGGGGAGAUGAUCCGCCCCUUUUUCUUUUUGGCUGGGAAUAUCAGAAUGAAUUGCUAAAUUCUGAGUAGAAUUCCCAUCAUCCCAAAAUACGGAUUCUGAAGAGCCAGCUAGGAUCUUCAUGCUUUUCAGGAAGAGUAUUUGGUUCCUCAGACUCUGUGGAAGAAAUAAACAGAACCAAAAUUUGGGGGGAGGAAAGCUAGGUUUUGAAGCUUUCUUCUGUUGAACUGAAUAAACAGACUUUAUCCCCCCAAUAAAAAAAAAGACUGAAGAAAUGUUUUGCGGCAAGUUUUCUGUGUCUUGAACAUCUACCUGACUAGGACAAAUUCCACAGGGGCAGGCCACUUUUGACUUGCCUGUCAUGAGUUAUAGGCUCCCUGCCCUAAAAUAUAGGCGUGAGCCUUAGCAGGAAAGAAAAGCUAUCCUUGUUUAAACCCCCCCCCCCCCUUUCUGUUAAUAAAUGUGGUUAUUUCAAAACACUGUA